Molecule: messenger RNA, 3953 nt
Organism: Alligator sinensis (Chinese alligator)
Lineage: Eukaryota; Metazoa; Chordata; Crocodylia; Alligatoridae
Gene: KBTBD2
Product: kelch repeat and BTB domain containing 2
Exons: 4
Coding region: 865-2775 (636 amino acids)
Molecular function (GO): protein binding
Source: RefSeq, a predicted model, not a curated record
CGGGCCUCUGCUUGUUACAGCUGCGGGGGUAGUCGUGUCAUCGCACUCAACACACAGAAGAAGGCUUUGAACCCCGCGGGCCUCCCUCCGAGGCAGGCAGUCCGCAGGCGCCCAGAGCAGACGUUCGUGAAGCUAGAGGCGCCUGGCGCCGUCCCGCCUGCAGGGGGCUCCCUCGCUCCUCGCCUCCCCCCGCCCUUGCGCUAGACAAGGGCGCAUGCGCACUCAGCAGUUCCACAGCCCUUCCCUCCCCGCUUCCCCUUCAACUGCCCACGCCUGCGCAGUCCCGGAAGCGUUGGACCAAGCGGCGGCUGGGCUGCCCGGCGCGCCUGCGCGGGAAAUGUCCUCUCGCGCAUGCGCCGAGGCCAGGCUGGGGGCGGGCGCCUUAGUCUCCGCGCGCCCAGGGUCGUAACGGUUGUCGCGAGGGGAAGGGGCGGGGCGGGUGAGGGAGCGCGCGCGCGCGCAGCAGCAUCAGCAACCGCCGCCUCCGCAGCAGCAACCACCGCCGCCUGGUCACUCAAGUGCAGCCACUGAUUACGAGAUGUUUCCAAAAAAUCUACCUCAGACCUUGCUCUUACGCAUUCAUGUGCUGCAUCAUUACAACUCCCAACAGGAGGCCUGCAGAUACUCUUGAAAGUCUCAGAACAGACUGACACGAAACUAGAACGUGAUGACCUAGUAAUUGGUUGAAGCCUGAAACAUUCUUGAUUUAGGAAUCCAAGAUAAUACUGCCUAGUAUUAUAAUUUUAAAGGCUGCAGACAUCUCCUGCUGUUUCUUCUUACUCCAGAAACAUUCAUUUGACCUCUUUCUGCAGAAAUAUAUCGUCUUCUCUAAUCUGGUUCUGGAAGUAUUAAUGGAAUACAGUCAUGUCUACCCAGGACGAAAGGCAGAUAAAUACCGAAUAUGCUGUGGCCUUAUUGGAGCAGUUCAAGUUAUUCUAUGAUCAGCGGUUGCUCACUGACAUAGUGUUGAUUGUAGAGGGCACCGAAUUCCCCUGUCAUAAGAUGGUUCUUGCAACCUGUAGCUCUUAUUUCAGGGCCAUGUUCAUGAGUGGGUUAAGUGAAAGUAAGCAAACACACGUACAUCUGAGGAAUAUGGAUGCAGCCACUUUAAAAAUCAUUAUAACUUACUCCUACACGGGUAACUUGGCAAUAAGUGACAGCACGGUAGAACAGCUUUAUGAGACUGCUUGCUUCUUACAGGUAGAAGAUGUAUUGCAGCGAUGUAGAGACUAUUUAAUUAAGAAAAUUAAUGCAGAAAAUUGUGUGCGGUUAUUUAGUUUUGCUGAUCUCUUCAGCUGUGAAGAAUUAAAACAGAGUGCUAAAAGAAUGGUAGAGCACAAGUUUACGGCUGUAUAUCAUCAAGAGGCUUUCAUGCAACUGUCACAUGAUCUACUGAUAGAUAUUUUAAGCAGUGAUAAUUUAAAUGUGGAAAAAGAGGAGACAGUUCGUGAAGCUGCUAUGGUAUGGCUGGAGUACAACACAGAAUCACGGACAGUUCGUGAAGCUGCUAUGGUAUGGCUGGGGGACAACACAGACUCACCAUCGCAGUAUUUAUCUUCUGUUCUUAGCCAAAUCAGAAUUGAUGCACUUUCAGAAGUAACACAGAGAGCCUGGUUUCAAGGUCUACCACCUAAUGAUAAAUCAGUGGUGGUGCAAGGAUUGUAUAAAUCUAUGCCCAAGUUCUUCAAACCAAGACUUGGCAUGACUAAAGAGGAGAUGAUGAUAUUCAUUGAAGCUGCUGCUGAAAGCUCUGGUAGUCUUUAUUCUUCUGUCUGUUACAGUCCCCAGGCAGAAAAAGUUUACAAGCUUUGCAACCCUCCUGCUGACUUGCAUAAGGUUGGAACACUUGUGACUCCUGAUAAUGAUAUCUACAUAGCAGGUGGACAGAUUCCUCUGAAAAACACAAAGACCAAUCACAGUAAAAGUAGCAAACUUCAGGCUGCCUUCAGAACUGUGAAUUGCUUUUACUGGUUUGAUGCACAGCAAAACACAUGGUUUCCAAAGACCCCAAUGUUGUUUGUUCGUAUAAAACCUUCUUUGGUCUGCUGCGAAGGAUACAUCUAUGCAAUUGGAGGAGACAGUGUAGGUGGCGAACUUAACAGGAGAACUGUGGAAAGAUAUGAUACUGAAAAAGAUGAAUGGACCAUGGUGAGCCCAUUGCCUUGUGCAUGGCAAUGGAGUACAGCAGUAGCUGUUCAUAACUGCAUUUAUGUAAUGGCACACAACUUGAUGUACUGUUAUUUUCCCAGAUCCGAUGCUUGGGUAGAAAUGGCUAUGAGACAAACUAGUAGAUGUUUUGCUUCAGCUGCCGCUUUUGGUGAUAAAAUAUUCUAUAUUGGAGGACUGCAUAUUGGCAGCAACUCUGGUAUAAGACUCCCAACUAGCACUGUAGAUGGGUCUUCCGUAACUGUGGAAAUCUAUGAUGUGAAUAAGAAUGAGUGGAAAAUGGCAGCCAAUAUCCCUGCCAAGCGUUAUUCUGAUCCUUGUGUUAGAGCUGUUGUGAUCUCCAAUUCUUUGUGCGUCUUUAUACGAGAAACCCACAUGAAUGAGAGAGCCAAGUAUGCCACCUACCAAUAUGAUCUGGAACAUGAUCAGUGGUCUCUGAGACAGUCUAUAUCAGAGCGUGUACUCUGGGACUUGGGGAAAGACUUCCGGUGCACUGUAGGAAAACUUUAUCCAUCUUGCCUCGAGGAGUCCCCAUGGAAACCUCCAACAUAUCUCUUUUCAGCGGAAGGACCUGAUGAGUUUGAGCUGGAUGGGAUGGUUACCUUAUAGCUCCCAAAUUUAUAGACUCUAUUCCUGAUUCUGUGCUCAUUUUACCAUGGAAGGAACUCUUAUGAAAGAACAGGGCUGGAAAUAGAAACAUUAUACCUGUCUUUCAUAAAUUGUAUUUUUAUGCCCUACUUAAUAUUUGCAGCCAUUCAGUGAAUUUUUAUGAGCAGAUAUGCUUCCAUAAUAUGAAAUGCUCCGAUAAUUGAGAAACUUGUAUGUAUAUCAUGAGCUUAAGCAUCUGACUAUUGUCUGAAGAAUUAACUUCUAGUCCUAUAAAGUCUUGGUUCAGGAAAAUUUUGCUUUACAAAAGCAGCUGUAUCUAGGACGGUAUGUCACAAUUGUUCUGAUAGUAUCUUCCAGUUAUAUUUGAACUACUUCUGGAUAUUCUACUCAAGUGCUAGUUAAUUGUCAGUGUAGUGUAAUGGACUGUGCUGCACUUAACAUUAAUAUCCAUGUUGGUAUAGCAAUGCCAUUAAAAGAAUAAGAAACAAAUCCCAUGGAUCUACCUGUGGUAGGAAGGGUAGAUCUUCCAUUGUAUGUAACAUGCAGGGCAAAAUAAAUGACUGCCGGUUCAGUCAAGCUGUAUUGUUAGGUGCAUGUAGUCUAUUUUCACUAACUUAUACCUGUCCAUUUAGAAUACAGGUCUUCCAAGCAGCUGGUAGUUUACCAGGUGUGGACUUAAGUUGCUGGGCUUGCAAUAGGAAUUGCCAGCCUCUCAUAGUGCGGGUCUGUGUGGAGCUUUAAUCACUAAAUGUCUCCACAUUCUGUAUUACGAUAACAUUGGCUCAUGUAUAUUACUUCCUGCUGCUGAUGUAUUUUUUCCAAUGUAAAACAGAGUUUUAGUGUGGAUUAACCAGGUCUUUAUUUUCUGUUUAAUUUAAUAACAAGCAUUACUGUAGUGUGAUUGUGUAUAGAUAUCCCUUAGCUAUCAGGUUUUUUACUUUUUUUGGGGGGGGGGGGAGAGCAAAUUGUUCAGGAAUAUCCUGUGCUGUAUGUGCAGGAGAGCAGAUGACUAGUGCUGCUCUGGCAUUAAUCCCAGGAACCACUAGCAGUAGCGGGGCGCCGCCAAUCUAAUAUGAACACAGGUGCUUCAUGACAAACCUUACUAGCAUGUUCAGCUGCAUCAUGUUCUAGCACUGUAUUUUGAAUGACAUUAAUUUAUUAAAAAAGACUGAAUCUCU